AUGGUCAUCGUCUCCGACGUCGCCAUUCUCACGAUACCUUUUAAGUAUCUAUUUGGCUUGCAAACGCCAGUGCUAAGGAAGGCGUGGAUCAUAUUUGCCUUUGCCUUGGGAAUACUUACCGUUGUAAUUGUCGCCGUGAGAAUGCAUCUCAGUGCAAAAAAUCCCGGAGACUUAUCGGUCCUUGCUAUCUGGUGCAGUCUGGAGCCCACUGUCGGCAUUAUCGCAGCGUGUAUCCCAACCUUUAGACCGCUGCUCGGACGAAGCAAGUAUUCUGAUGACGGCACGAUGCACGCUAGAAACCGCUUGUCCGCUCAUGACCAUACCCGCGGUGCCGACCGGAUGCGAUCGCUGUCACACGAGAACCUGUCACAGAUCCAACUACAUUCACAGACAUCUGACCGUGACACAAAGUUCACAUCGAUUACUCGUCGCACAGGCUCCAGGGAUGACCACUGCGGUGAUAUCGAGCUGUCGGUGUCGGCUAUGCCAUCUAUUCCGGUUGCCGUCUAUCUUCGCAAGGACUGGAACGUGGCAUCUCAUCCAGAGUCAAAUGUGGUGUUGCCUGAGGAAUUUACAAGGAGGGCAUCUACACAAGACAAGCGAAAUUGCCUGUAA
Messenger RNA from Pseudomassariella vexata, 615 nucleotides. RefSeq lists its product as uncharacterized. Bases 1 to 615 code for a protein of 204 amino acids. Lineage: Eukaryota; Fungi; Ascomycota; Sordariomycetes; Amphisphaeriales; Pseudomassariaceae. The record is from RefSeq and is a predicted model, not a curated record. The transcript is spliced from 2 exons.